AUGGUCACACCUGUCGACGCCGCGAGCACCCUGGCAGCCUACACCGCCGGCCUUGCGCCCAGGCACCGCAUCUUCCUCUUGGUCUGCGUCCAAGGCCCGCUCGAAGCGUUCCGCCUCCCUGAGCUCCACUCAGUCGCCCAGUUGUACAACAUCCCGCUCAGCUGGCCCGCGCCGCCCGAUUCGACUCGCCCGUACGUCCUCAUCGGCCUCGAGAGCGAGGACCACGCCCGCACUCUCGCCAACCGCCUCAUCAGCGCCAAGCACGUGUGGGAGCUAUGGGCACAGGGCGACUCCUACGCCGCCGUGCACGACCAGGUCAAGAGCGACGCCGUCCGCCCUCUCUGGGAGCCCUACGCGAGCGACCCGUCGUGCUCGUGGAAGUUCACCGUAGCCGGCCACCUGCGCACGAUCCCGCUCCCUCAGCAGAUCGCGACCGUCAACACUUUCUCGUUCAUGCCGUUCAAGGGCCCGAUCAAGCUCCGCAACCCGCACCUCGAGGUCGGCGUCUUUGAGGAGUACGAGUGGGACCCGCUGCGGGGCCAGAAGGUGCGCGAGGCGAGGGUCGCGCUCGGCUUGAGCGAGGAGAAGGGCAAGGGCAAGGAGAAGAUGAAGGUCGUCGAGGAGGGUGAUCCGGAGCACACGGGCGGGCUGCGAGGCGUCUGGAUGGGCCGCAAGAUCUGCGACUCGUCGCGCCACCUCAUGGACAAGUACGACCUCAAGAAGCGCGCCUACAUCGGCACGACCUCGAUGGAGGCCGAGGUGUCGCUCCUCAUGGCCAACCAGGCCCUCGCCGCCCCGGGCAAGUACGUCUACGACCCGUUCGCUGGGACGGGCUCGAUGCUGCUCACGAGCGCGGAGUUUGGCGCCAUGACGUUCGGGAGCGACAUUGACGGUCGGCAGCUGCGCGGCAAGAAAACGUCGAUCAAGCACUCGGCGGCGCAGUACGGCACGUCGAAGCGCAUCGUCGACACGUUCACCUUCGACAUGACGCAACAUCCUUUCCGCUGCGGCGAGAUCUUCGACGCCAUCAUCACGGACCCUCCAUACGGCGUGCGUGCCGGCGCGAGGCGGCUCGGGCGCGAGGACGGCGCGCGCGAGGUCGAGCCGAUGAUUCUGCGAGGGCGCGAGGACGAGGGCCUGCACCACACCCUGCACGACUACGUCCCUCCCUCGGUCGGCUGGCCCAUGGAGGACGUCAUCUCGACGCUCGUCACCUACGCCCUGUACCUCCUCCGUCCUGGCGGCCGCCUCGUCUUUUUCCUCCCGACGUCGAACGCCGACUACUCGGACCUCGACGUGCCCCAAGUCCGCGGGCUCAGGCUCGUGAGCAACUCGCUGCAGGACUACGGCAAGUGGGGGAGGCGGCUCAUCACGAUGGAGAAGGUGCAGGAGGCGGACGAGGAGGGUCAGAGGGGCGUGGAGAGCGAGCUCGAGGGGCUCGACCGCGGGAUCAGGAGGAGGCGCGAGGACGACGAGGCGCCGGCGGGCGCGGCGGUCGAGGGUGAGGGUGCGAGUGGGCGUGACGGCGACGUGGACGAGGGCGCAGAGGGGCAGAAGAGGCGGCCCGGGCACGCCGACUUCAACCAGCGGUUCUGGGCCGGGUUUGACCCGGAGUCGAAGGCGGCGCAAUGA
Molecule: messenger RNA, 1632 nt
Organism: Rhodotorula graminis WP1
Lineage: Eukaryota; Fungi; Basidiomycota; Microbotryomycetes; Sporidiobolales; Sporidiobolaceae
Exons: 10
Coding region: 1-1632 (543 amino acids)
Biological process (GO): methylation
Cellular component (GO): cytoplasm
Molecular function (GO): nucleic acid binding
Source: RefSeq, a predicted model, not a curated record